UGACGGACCAGGGUAUGUAGCCCGACAGCCUACAAGGUCCGGGUUAGGCGUACCGCCGUGUACCUUACCCUUAGGUACUGAGGUACUACCUACCUAGGUUACAUACCUUAAACUUUUUACAUCACGUUUGUACAUAAAUCAUGCUAUAUGCAGACUAAAAGGGAUAAAAAUACAAAAUCUACAAAAUUCCUCAUCUUAUCCUCUCUUCUCAUCGUGACACUGGCUAUCUUCUUGUCUCGUGCCUUGCCCCGCCUCACAUCGCUGUCCCUGCAUCUUUUUCCUGGCGCCCGCCAACAAAUCAUCAGCCCUAUCACGUCCAAUAAAAAUAUGUCGUCAUACGCCAAAGAGCUCGAGAUAGCGCAGCUAGCCGUCCAGCGCGCUUCUAUCUUGACCAAGAGAGUUUUCCACGAGAAGGCCAAAGGUACCGUCUCCAAAGAUGACAAGUCCCCCGUCACAAUCGGUGACUUCGGUGCCCAAGCCCUCAUUAUCAGCGCCCUAAAGGCCAACUUCCCCGACGACGAAAUCGUUGCUGAGGAAGAAGCCGCUCAGUUGCGCCAGGAUGAAAACUUGAGACAUACGAUCUGGGACUUGGUUGCCACAACCCAGCUCUCCGACCCGGAGGCCGAGGGCCUACUUGGCGGGGCUAUUGAUGACGAGGAAGCUAUGUUGACUCUAAUUGACUAUGGAAAUAGCAAAGGUGGUGCUAAGGGCCGUAUAUGGGCUAUUGACCCCAUUGACGGCACCAAGGGAUUUCUACGUGGCGGCCAAUACGCUGUGUGUCUCGCUUUGAUGGUCGACGGCGAUGUCAAGGUUGGAGUUCUAGGUUGCCCUAACCUCCCUAUUGAUGACUCCGCUCAGUUAACGGGAAGCAUGGAAUCUGGUCAGACAGAUGAAGGAAGGGGGGUUCUAUUUUCUGGUGUAUUGGGCCAAGGUGCCACGAGCCGUGCAUUGACUACCGGUGAAUUGGCUAAGGAAAAGAGCAUUUCUAUGAGAGCUAUUACCGAUAUCGCAUCAGCGACGUUCUGUGAGAGUGUGGAGGCCGGACACUCGUCCCACGGCGAUCAGGCUGAAAUCGCGAAGCUGCUCGGUAUUACGAACCCCAGUGUGCGGAUGGACUCACAGGCCAAGUACGCUUCUAUUGCGCGAGGCGCGGGCGACAUUUACUUGCGACUGCCUGUUAGUGAGACAUACCAGGAGAAAAUCUGGGACCACGCUGCUGGAGACCUUAUCGUCCGGGAAGCCGGUGGUGCCGUAACGGAUAUCCACGGCAAACGGCUAGACUUCAGCGUCGGGCGAACACUGGCUAACAACAAAGGUGUUGUCGCUGCUCCUGCCGCUGCCCACCCCGAAGUUCUCAAAGCAGUCCAAGAAGUGCUCUCGAAGAAAUAAAUCUAGGAACAUCAUAGA
This is a messenger RNA of Daldinia caldariorum, 1407 nucleotides long. Its product is annotated as 3',5'-bisphosphate nucleotidase. NCBI's taxonomy places the organism in Eukaryota, Fungi, Ascomycota, Sordariomycetes, Xylariales, Hypoxylaceae. Gene Ontology annotation, biological process: phosphatidylinositol phosphate biosynthetic process; sulfate assimilation. The transcript has a single exon. The record is from RefSeq and is a predicted model, not a curated record. Gene Ontology annotation, molecular function: 3'(2'),5'-bisphosphate nucleotidase activity. The coding region runs from base 148 to 1389 and encodes 413 amino acids.